GUUGUAUUAAUUAAAAAAAAAAAAGCUUGGCGGAAAAUAUGUAUGCGUUUUUCCUAAAUAUUUCAGUGCGUUCACAGUCCCCCUCUAGUGGCCAGUCAGCGAAGUGCUGCUCUGCGCUCACUCUAGCGGCGGGCGUGAGAAUGUCUCCCGCUUACAGGCUUCUCGCUACACGCUCUGCAUCUGUAUUUGUCAGACUCAAAUCCAAGGGAGACAAACGAGGCGCCAUCUUUCGUGCGUUUCUCCCUGCAUCGAAGAGAAAAUGAUCUCGAAACCGGUGGUCCAUGCCACCUCCAAUCUGUAAAUAAAGGCGUAUAUGAAAAGAACUCGUAUCUGAGCAAAACAUCGAUUCAUAAUAUAAAGAAAAAUAUACAUUUGCUAUCCAUAAUCCACUGAAGGGGACAGCAGCAGCAAGGUGUUGUCUAGUAUCGCCCAUUUCGUGAUUCCGGAGCCGAUAGCGAAAAGGGUUCCUGAAACCGGGGUGUUUUUCACGAAGCGGACACGGAUAUGGCAAAGGCGGCGGGGUUGCUUUACCAAACGGCUUAUUUCGUGCUUUGGUGACAUUAUUGUGAUACUGAAGCCAAAGGUCGGUGGAAUAGUUACCGAAAUUCCCUCGGAUUGCGCGCCCGUCACGUGCCAGGCUGUGUAGUUGGGCUGGAGUGAAGGUUUGGAGGUGCAGGCUGCCGUGCCCAUUCCUCGGCCCUGCAUGGCUGCGAUGGCGCCCGCUUUGACCGACACCCCAGCCGAAGCCCGCCACAUCCGCUUCAAACUCGCCUCUCCCUCAUCCACCCUGUCCCCCGGCAGCACCGAGAACAACAGCAACGCCAGCAACAUCCUCAUCUCCGACUCGGUCUCGGACUCUGCCGGUAGCCACACCAACGGCAAGUGUCACGUCAGCGCCGACGACAGACAGAGCUUCGCCCAUUACCACAGCGUCAAGGGUCAGGAGCAGGAACCCCUGUCUAAUGCCCCAUCUCUGGGCAAGCUGGCAACGUACUUGUGCUCUGAUGUCAAACCAUUGCCCUCGUCCACCAAAGUCAAGGAGUCACUGAAGCUGCAAGGUGUCCUCAUCAAGCAGUCGGUGCUGAAGAGCCACGGCCUGCUGAGCGGCUCCAUAUUCCCGAGUGCUGCUGCAGGCAGCGACUUCCUGCUGCGCAAGCGGCACACACUUGAGCUAACCAGAGGUCAGUUGAAGAGCCUUGUCAACGGUGCCGGAGCUGGAAGUACCAUGGUGCCUGUGAACGGACUCUCCAAGAAAGUGGCUGUACCUAGUGCGGCCGUGGCUGAGAAAGGCAGCGUGGCCACAGUGAAUGGAGACAGCAACCAGCCUUCCACCAAUGGGGAAGCGUUGUUAUCCGUGUCCUCCAAGUCUGUCGGUACCUUUGCAACUGGCGACGUGAAGCCACAACAGAAUUUGACACCAAGCGUUCAAGGCGUGUCAUCACAUAGGGAGCUCACGGCUUUGUCUGAAAGUAUGGAGGUUAAAGCAGAACCGGAGAGUCCCGUUGUUGAAACAAACAGUAACAAUAUCGUAGACUGUCCCUUGUCCCGUAACUCUUCCCCAGUCCAUGAUGAUUCAUCCCUUUCGACCCCCAACCUGGAGGCUCUGCUCCGGGAUCGGGCUCAGCAGAGCCAACACAGGCAAACGGACAUCGAAGGCCGCCUGCUGCGUCUUCGCAAGCGGCUGCAGGUGGUGCAGGCCAAGCAGGUGCAACGGCAUUUCAAACAGCAACUCACUGGUUUUCUGGACCGCACUCUGACACCAACAUCUAGCCGUAGGGCGGACCAAGGGGCGUGGAGAGGCACUCGCGCUUCCGUGGACACCCACGCGCAUAAUCUGAGUCAGUUUUUGAAGGGUGGUAGGGUGGCUUCAGAACUGGAGCAACUGCAUCUGAGCGGCACCACGUAUUUGCGAGCGACGGAGGCUCAGUUUGACUCGGACGCCACUGAGAGCAGUUCGGGAGGAGAGAGUGACAUCGAGGAGGAGGAGCUGGGCAGGGCGGAUGUUGAGCAGCGUCAUAUUAAACUCAUCCAGGGUCCUGUGGAGCUGGGAGACUCCGCCCAUUCCUGCCAGAGAACCGUAAAUAUGACGGAGACUAAUGAGAAUGUCCCGACCUCAGAAACAUCCCAGAAUUUCCCAGAAUCCCAGUCCCAGAACGACAUCUCCAUUAGUAGUGUGGCAGAAGUGUCUGACACAUGCUUGUCAAGUCUGGACAGCAGCUGUACAUCCGCACGAACACGCCCACUGCUGACCUGCAGGAGACGACGUCUUAUCCACCCGAACACUGUCCACAAUCUCAACGGCAAGUUUCAGAGAGUGUCUUUCUCACCUCCAAGCGUGUGCGAGGUCAACGGCUCGUGUAUCAUGUGUGGCAGUACUCCUCCCCUCUCCAAACCAGACUUACCGUUUAAUCGCCCUCUGCUGGAGAGAGUUGCACAUCAAGACCGCAGCAUCCACCCUGUUCUUUCCAUGCAGUCGGAUGUGGCUCUCAGCUUACAGUUGAAGAAGGUCUUGAGAUCUCAUUGGCAGACUCGUCCGUUUGACAGGAUCAAAUCGCUGAAGAAGAUCUCUCUCAAACACAAGCUCUCCAUCACACCUGCCUCCUCCUUCCUCUCUAAACACAAAUUCAGACUGUCAAACUCGCAUGCAGCUGCUGUCCGGUUGGCCCAUCACAAGAGCAGGUCGCAGAGGCUGCACAGGCUGCAGGUGGACAACAUCUCAUGUGUCCCAAAGCUGGACACACUCACACCCUGCAGGCCGGAUCGUGUACUGCACCAGAGUCACAGCAGGAAGAGGGUCAGAGAGCAUUCACUGGACAGAGCAGACUCACCAAAAGUGGUGAUGGAUGCAUGUCCAAGUCCAUGUGCGUCUCUGUCCAGCCUUCACUCCUCCAACACCAGUCCCUUGACCAGACAGCUCUCCCUCCCCGUUGAGAGCAGCACUCCUCUGGGAAACAGCGUGCCCGUUCGGAGAAGAAGAGGCGAGAGUCCGUUUGAUAUCAACAACAUCGUCAUUCCAAUGUCAGUGGCCGCCACCACCAGAGUGGAGAAGCUUCAGUACAAAGAAAUUCUCACACCCAGAUGGAGGGAAGUGGACAUUUUAGCCAAACCACUGGCAGAGGAAGACAGUAACAUUCCGGUGGAGGACCUUUCAGAAGGAGCGUUCGCUAAACUCCACCAGACGUUAGAGGAUCAGGAGCGCUCUCGCUGGCGAUGGACGGCUCUCGCACCCGCCAAGAGGAGAGGCAGCAGGUCCUAUAAAUCCCUGGACGGGCGAACGACACCUUCAAUAGUGGGAACGAACCCUUCGACGCCUCAGCCCUCAUCCCCAGACGCAAGUCACUUCCACCUCCUGCAGGACUACGGACCGGUGCCGUCACCCCUGAGCCCACCCAGCCCUGACACGCCGUGCUCCCGCGACGCACACACACCUCACACCAGAGACGCACACAGACUGCUGUACAGCGAAGACACGUGCGGCUCCACUUCAGACUGCACCUUUGAGGAGAUGACGGUCCAGCCCUGGGAACCCAGGAGUUUUCCUUUACCUGAGGACCCGAUAGUGGAGCCCGAGACAGACAAGAGUCAACCGAGCUUUCCUACAGGCUUCAGAGCCGACGCCCACUGCAGGGCGGAGUCAGAGAGCGACGCUUCCUCGCCGUGACGAUUAACCGAUUAACGACCUUAAAACCACACCUCCUAUGGCAUUAAUUGAGAAGAAAACUCAUACUAAUCAAAA
Sinocyclocheilus rhinocerous is the source of this 3736-nucleotide messenger RNA. Its product is annotated as KAT8 regulatory NSL complex subunit 1-like. Bases 704 to 3661 code for a protein of 985 amino acids. NCBI's taxonomy places the organism in Eukaryota, Metazoa, Chordata, Actinopteri, Cypriniformes, Cyprinidae. The transcript is spliced from 14 exons. The record is from RefSeq and is a predicted model, not a curated record. Gene Ontology annotation, cellular component: NSL complex. Gene Ontology annotation, molecular function: histone acetyltransferase binding.